GGAAGUGUCACAAUGGGAGCAGGUGCAAAAGGCACCAGCAGGCAACACUUGCAGUACAGCCUGGACUAUCCAUGAACGCACACGUGGCAGGAGACUGUGCUGGAUGAGGGGCAGAGCAGAAACACAGAGGAGGCCAUGACCUUCAGGAAACUAUUCCUCAUCCUGCUUUUGAAAUGCAUCCUUGAGUACCCCCGGUUGGUUAGUGAUAGACUGGAUGAAGAGACACGUGACCACAUGCAGCAGCGUGCAGAGUACCUGGACCAAGAGAUGACUCAGCUGCAGAAGGAGCUGGAACGUGUGACCUCGGGCCAGAUUGCCAAGGCCUGGGGAGCCCUGCUCUGGGCUGCCUUGCAUGAGUGGCAGUUCUGGGCCCUUGCUGGAAUCCAGGUCUUCCUCUUGGGCCUCUGCUGGAAGCUCAGGAAAAGGAACCAUGAGGUGGACAGCAGUGACGAAGAAGAGAGCAGCUCCACAGAGAGUGAAGAAAGUGAGGGAGAAGAUCCUUCUGAGAGCGAUUUGGCCAGGGUCUAUGAAAGGCGCAUCCAGUGGUCAGUGCAUAAGCUGGCCCACAGGAGACGAGUGGUGGAGGAGCUGGUGCGCGACCUUCUCCAUGUCUCCCAUGAGCACUUUUUGAACAGCUUCUUCCCAGUGCUGCAACCAGCCAUUGGGGUGGGCAGUGCCUGCGAAGGUUGGAGUCCCCAGGAGGAGAAGGAUGUUGUCUACUGCAUGCUUGUGCCCCUGAAGCCACCCUGUGGGCACACCUUCCACCUGAAACCGAACACCGCAGGGGAGAUGCCGCAGAAGGGCAUGUGUGUCUGUGUGGAGCUGGUGUGCACCUGCACCAAGGGGCAGGGGGGCAGCAAGACACUGUGCUUCCUCCACCCCUGCAAGGAGGAACUGAAGAGAAAUCAGGAGCCCAGCCUCCUACAAACUCUCUGCACCGGUCCCUACCUUGAUGCGCAGAAAAUUGCCCUCUGGUUCCAGAAGUUUGUGACCUCAGCCUGGGAGGAGGUGCUUCGCUCACAUCACUACAGCAUGAAGGUGCUGCCCUCCACCCACUCCUGUAAGCUGAAGCUGAAGAAAGCCCACAGGAAACCCCUCUUAGUUGAGAUAAUAUUUGGCGUGCAGCAAGGGGACUCGGACAUCUUCCUGAGUAGCCAGCCUACAGAAGCCCUCGUCCCCCCAAGCACGACGUGGCUAGAGACCUACGCUGUGGCAGAGGCGAUGUUCUUCCAGCAUGUCUCCAGGCAGGCCCCACGCCACAGCUGCUACCUCAAAUGCCUGCAGCUCUGUGCUCGUGUUCUCGUGGGCACAGGCUUUUCUCCCUAUACUUUGAAGACUGUGGUCAUGCACCUCCUGACUCUCAUUCCCCUGGCAGGCUGGUGCCGCAAGGAUUUCCUGCUGCGGCUGGAUGAUGUUAUGCAGUACCUGAGAUGUUGUGUGGAGGAGAAACGCCUCAACCACUUCUUCUUUGGCAAUGAGGACAUGCCCAAGGAGAUCAGCUUGCCCAAAGCCUUCCAAAUGGCCCAGCCCAUCAACCUCUUCCAGAACCUGGUGCAGGACCCAGAUGCCCAAGCUAAGGCACUGCGUGAGGUCAACUACAUGAAAGAUCAGCUCAGAAGACAGCUUUUCUACGGGAUCUUCACAUAGCAUUGUAUCAUUAAGUUUCUAGGAAAAGACCUCUCAGAUCAUCUAGUCCAAUCUUUGACCUUCUGGGAGCUUUACUUGGUAUAAAGUUUACAAUAAAUCUCGUAUUUGAACAAACA
Messenger RNA from Chiroxiphia lanceolata (lance-tailed manakin), 1763 nucleotides. RefSeq names its product inositol 1,4,5-trisphosphate receptor-interacting protein-like 1. The coding region runs from base 136 to 1647 and encodes 503 amino acids. The transcript is spliced from 2 exons. NCBI's taxonomy places the organism in Eukaryota, Metazoa, Chordata, Aves, Passeriformes, Pipridae. Gene Ontology annotation, cellular component: membrane. The record is from RefSeq and is a predicted model, not a curated record.